Teleopsis dalmanni is the source of this 1131-nucleotide messenger RNA. RefSeq names its product AP-1 complex subunit sigma-2-like. Gene Ontology annotation, cellular component: intracellular membrane-bounded organelle; membrane coat; AP-1 adaptor complex. The record is from RefSeq and is a predicted model, not a curated record. Gene Ontology annotation, biological process: vesicle-mediated transport; intracellular protein transport. The transcript is spliced from 6 exons. NCBI's taxonomy places the organism in Eukaryota, Metazoa, Arthropoda, Insecta, Diptera, Diopsidae. Gene Ontology annotation, molecular function: clathrin-cargo adaptor activity. Bases 150 to 824 code for a protein of 224 amino acids.
GCAGCAUUGCUGUGGACAGCUGGACAAUACUUUUUAAUGCGGAUUUGCUUACUAUACGUGAUAUAUGAGUCUUUUAUAUCUAUAAAAAUUAAGUCAUUUCUUUUAAAUUUUUUUACUCUUCUAUAUUAAUAAACUGUUAAUUUGAGAAAAUGAUGCUCUUCAUGUUAUUGUUUAGCCGACAAGGCAAAUUAAGAUUGCAGAAAUGGUAUGGUGCAUAUGCUGAUAAAACGAAGAAAAAAAUAACACGUGAAUUGGUUACUACGAUACUGGCCCGAAAGCCUAAAAUGUGCUCAUUUUUGGAGUGGAAAGAUUGCAAAAUUGUUUAUAAACGUUAUGCUAGUUUAUAUUUCUGUUGUGCGAUUGAACAAAAUGACAACGAAUUAUUGUUUAGCCGACAAGGCAAAUUAAGAUUGCAGAAAUGGUAUGGUGCAUAUGCUGAUAAAACGAAGAAAAAAAUAACACGUGAAUUGGUUACUACGAUACUGGCCCGAAAGCCUAAAAUGUGCUCAUUUUUGGAGUGGAAAGAUUGCAAAAUUGUUUAUAAACGUUAUGCUAGUUUAUAUUUCUGUUGUGCGAUUGAACAAAAUGACAACGAAUUAUUAACGUUAGAAAUUAUACAUCGUUACGUGGAAUUGUUGGAUAAAUAUUUUGGAAGCGUUUGCGAAUUGGACAUUAUUUUCAAUUUUGAAAAAGCUUAUUUUAUAUUAGAUGAAUUGUUAAUCGGAGGUGAAAUACAAGAAACUUCGAAGAAAAAUGUUUUAAAAGCAAUCGCUUCACAGGAUUUAUUACAAGAGAAGGAAGAGUACUUUUAUACUCUACAAUAAUUUGAACGUUUUAUUUUUGUUUUAUAAUUGGUUAAGUGUAAUUUUUUUAUAUGUAAAAAUGCAUGUAUCCAGCGAAGCAGUGGUAACAAUUUAGUUUAUAUUUAGGUUAAUUCAUGUUGCAAUCAAUCUUGCCACUAAAAAUUUUACAGUAUUCGACUUGCCAUAAAAAACAAGCGCUGUUAAAUUUAUUUUGCUGUUAUUGUAUAAUUUUUUAAAUACGUAAACUCAAAGAAUCUGUUAGCAUUUGUAAGAACGCUUCUUGUUCACUUUGUAUGUCUUAUGUAUAACCAGCGUCCGUCCUAAGUAA